Messenger RNA from Drosophila simulans, 3657 nucleotides. RefSeq names its product probable GPI-anchored adhesin-like protein PGA25. The record is from RefSeq and is a predicted model, not a curated record. The coding region runs from base 487 to 1305 and encodes 272 amino acids. Lineage: Eukaryota; Metazoa; Arthropoda; Insecta; Diptera; Drosophilidae. The transcript has 3 exons.
AUGCUUCAGUUUUUCCCGCCCCCUACGCCCGCUUAUCAAUAGCUCGAGCUCUGUCGCUCCAUCAUGCCCUCCCUGUCACUCGCAUUUAAUUUGAAAGUCUGGCCCGAUGCUAUCGUAUGUAGCAUGUAGUUUUUUCCCGUGCUUCCCGUGAACUACAUGUUUCACCAGCCCCUCAAAUCAUGAGUCAACCCCCCAAGUCCUCCCCCAACCCACCCAUUUAUGGCUAUGAAAUUCAGUUUUUGAUGGAGCAAACAACAGACUCCGGAAGGUUCUUUGUGCCAGUUCGAUUUGAAUUUUCGGUAGCUACUGCUGACACGACGGUGGAGCGGUGAAAAAAUAAAUAUAUUUAUAGGAAAUAUAUAUCCACAGAAGGAAGGGGCUGCUCAAUCUGGGAAAGUUGCCUGCUCUGACACCUUGACGUUUGGCAAAUUGAAAGUUUGAACCCCCCAUCCAUUCAACAUUCACCAACCCAUCAACCUGCCCGGAAUGCGCUCCUUGUGGCUUCUACUUCUAGUGGCUUUCGUUGGCUGUGGCCCAUGUGUUUCAGCUUUGCGUUGCUACAAAUGUGAAGACUGCGAUGAAAAUACGCAGCUAAGUGAAAUGGAAGUGUGUGAGGUUCCACUGAUGAGCGGCAAUGGACAGGGCACACCCGCCAACUCCAGCCCAACACCAAGUCCUGCUCCUUCUCCAUCACCUGCUGCAACGAAUAAUACAAAUAGUGCUCCUGGCCCCUCCUCAUCCAAUGCCAGCGAAGAGGAAGAGGACUAUGAAAGCGACGAAUCGGCGACCAUAGGCAUCAUGCCAGCAGGCGGAGGAGCAACUGGAGGUGCAGCUGGAGGUGCAGCUGGAGGUGCAGCUGGAGGAGCAGCUGGAGGAGCAACUGGAGGUGCAGCUGGAGGUGCCACUGGGGGAGCAGCUGGAGGAGCAUCAGCGGGGGAAGUGGUCAGCGAAGAGGAGGAGGAGGACGAAGAUGAGGAGGAGGAGGAGGAGCGACGCAGGCGGAGAUCGAGUGCACGACAGGUCGAUCUCGAUGUGCCAAUCCCCUUCUGCUACACAGUGACUCUCCAACUUAACGAAUCGACGAUCACCAAGAGGGGCUGCACCACCGCCAGGAAGAGCAAUCAGACGGAUGGAUGCGACGGGCUCUUCGAGAACUGGACUGUGGCCGGAUGCCAUAAGUGCCAGGACGAUGGAUGCAACCAACCGAUCGCCAUCGGAUCAGCCAGUGGAAACAAUGGCCCAUUCUGGACAUUGCUGGCGGUACUCACGCUAAUGGCAUUUAUGACCCGCCAUCCGAUAUGGUAGAGAAUCAGCAGACACAGUGUGGGGCCAAUCGAUAUGAUAUAUAGAAAUACAAGAUAUAUGGCCGCCACAACUUCGAUUUCGACUUUGGUGUCUGAGUUCAUUGUUUUUUGGGUAGCGUUUGCCGAUUUAGAGGCGGGCACAUGAUGUGUCUAUUUAUACCGCGCUUACCACUCGAAUCGUCGAUGGUCUGGGGGCCAUGAGCACACCUGAGCUAUUUUCGCAUAAUUGUUUAAUUGGCAUCGAUAAGGAAGGCAUUGUCCCUUUUUUAAAAUUUUACCAGCUGGGGAAAGUGCUCGCUCAUUGAGUUCAUUCAAGUUGCAGGCGUAUCGCAAUCAAAUCAAUUAGUCGCUGGCGAUAAGAGCGAUGACGAGGUAUACGGUAUUCGGUAUGAGUCGUGUGCUCCAUGAUUUCCAUGACUUCAUGCGACCCGAAAAAGUCUGAUAAUACUAUUUGAUACAACGAUCAACUGGGCAACUGGCCAAAGCGUUUAGGCCGUCCGAUAAGCGUUAGGAAGUCGAGUGGCAAUUGCUGCCUAAAGCUUUUACCAGAUUUAUGGUAUUAUUAUUUCGCGGCCCGGAAUUAAGUAAAGUUCUUAAUAAAGCGAUGAGGAAACGCGACCGGCAAACGGGCAGCAGCACUUUAAGGAAACUUGCUCUAAACGGCUAAAAUGCAACUGCCAAAUUUGUUAGCCUGAUGCGGACAAUAUGUGAUAUAUGUAUAUAUAUAAACAUAUAUAUAACUUCUCGAUUUGUGGGCUCGCAUUUGGGGGGAUUUUAAAACACUUCCCCGUUUUAUUUUCGUCGGCUUCCGGGACGGUAAAGUACCUUGUGUAUGACGAGCAUGCCCAAAAGUCAUUCAAAAAGCCCGGCUUUCAAGCGAUUCUCGAAGAGAAUUCACACAGAGAAUCUUUAAGAGAAUGAGUAUCAAUAUCGCAUUUAGCGCUCUACGUGAUGUCGUCGACACUUUGAAAGAUAUAUAACUGCAACUUUUCCCAUCGACUUUUUGUGCCCGGGGAAGUUAUGGUUUUUAUCUCCCGUCUGCGCUUUUCAGACAAUGCGUCAGUUAAACCAGCCGGCGGCACUAACCAGAUUCACUCGACAUUUGGCACGAACUGCGGCCGGUAAAUGAUGAGUUAUUUGCAUUUGGCCAAGACACACGAUCUACGAAAUGCAAGCGUUAAGCUUCAGGGCCGUUAUUUAUUUAAAAAUAUAAUAAAUAAUGAAUAAAUUAUGUUUGUAUAUAGAUAAGUUUAAAUGUGCAACAUGAGUGACUUAAGCAAAUUAGAAUGUGAAAUGGAAACAUUGAUACCGAAUGUUUACAAUACACAUUCCUCUAUUAUCGAAGCCUUAAUUUUAAAAAUAAAUAGAAAACAAAAGCAGAACAACAAACCCACCCAAAAACAAACUCCACACCUUACAAAAGUUCGGCUUAUCAGUUGACCUUGCCCCCAGUCUUCGCGCUUCUUUUUUUCUGGGUCAACAGGCGAAUUGAAUUAAAAUGCGAGCCAAAGCGACCUUGGGGCUUACUCGACUGGAAAAUUUCGUUAAGCUAUUGCGAAUCGAAGGUUCUAAGCCAGCAAAAAUAGCGCAGGUGCCAAUGGAGUGAGCCAAUAGGAGCCACAAAGAAAUCUCUGUUAAUUGCUCGGCUCUUUCUGAUUCGAAACUGUUUGCUUUUCGUGCUCCGAUAUUGAAUAAUAAUCAUGGGACAACCAUCCAAAAGUGACGAAUAUUAUGUAAAUGCGCGAGUGAUAUUAAGUUAAAUGUUGGGAUUAACGAUUACACACGCUGACUAACAAUUAGCUGCUUAAUUAACGAGGAAAAAAUGUCUGGGGCUCUGAAAUAAAGUGCAAUAAAAAGGGUGUGAGGAAUCGUACUGAAAAGUCAAAUGAAUUCCCAGUUCUGAAUCAUUUGCAUUUGCAUCUUUUAUCCCGGAAGAACCCAGUUUCAGGCAUUACCUAUUUAAGAGAACCAGCACUCGAGUGGAGUUAAGAGCAUUGGCGGCUGGCUCUCUUGGCGAUCAAUUAAUUUGGUGCUCGUUUGGUAUGCAUUAUAAAUUAAUUUGUUAUCAAUAAAGAAAACCGGUAAACUCGCUCUUCAUCUGUCGCCCCCUCUCGCUCUGUCGGCCACGUGCCGUCCCGCUCUGACAGCCGCUCUCUUACGCAUCGAAGCCACUGACGUCGCAGUAGCAGCGCAGUCCGCUUAUAAAACUCUAUAAAAAGUCUCAAACAAAUCACAAGAUUUUCAGUUAAAUUUCAGAAUUCGCAAACUGCGGUCGCCUUGAUAAGAAAAAUAAAAUAAAUUUCAAUAAACGAGAAGCGCGAAAAUCCAAACGCAAACGGCCCAAUUAAACUAG